This is a messenger RNA of Helianthus annuus (common sunflower), 711 nucleotides long. RefSeq lists its product as uncharacterized. Lineage: Eukaryota; Viridiplantae; Streptophyta; Magnoliopsida; Asterales; Asteraceae. The coding region runs from base 1 to 711 and encodes 236 amino acids. The transcript has a single exon. The record is from RefSeq and is a predicted model, not a curated record.
AUGCCAGUGGCGUACGCGCUAGUUGACGAAGAGACGGUUCAUAGUUGGUGUUGGUUUUUCCAAAAUUUGAGAGAAUACGUCACCAAAGAUUGUAACAGUAGAAUUUGUGUUCUAUCAGACCGUCAUGCCGGGAUAAUUAAUGCGAUGGAGAACCUUCUGGAUUGGAGAGAACCAAACGCCUACCACCGUUAUUGUCUUCGGCAUGUCAAAAGCAAUUUUAGUGGUAGGUUCAAGACCAAAUCUCUUAGGAAGCUAUGUUGGAUGAUCGGGAGCACAAGUCAACGAAGAAAGUAUCUUUGGGCUGUGAGGGAAAUGCAGAUGUUAAAUCGGGGUGCUUGGAACUACCUGAACGACAUCGACAAAAGCAAGUGGACUAUUGUUCAUGACCGCGGAAACCGUCGUUGGGGUAACCUUACGACGAACAUAUCUGAGUCUAUGAAUAAUGUCUUAUGGGAAGCAAGACUCCUGCUAGUAAAAGCCUUAAUUCAUUAUACGUUCACCAAGGACGUAUCAGAGUAUGCUCGCCACGCGCAGAUGGCCCAAAGCUGCAAUACCCCUCUACCCCCUCGAAUUUGGUCCAGGUUUAACAAGUUGCAUUCCGUAGCCAUGCAACAUGAAGUGUCUGUCUACAAUGUCAGAGAAGGUCGUUACGCGGUGGUUUCAAGGGAAGAAACCAAUGAUGACGGUGGAAACGAGUACACCGUUGAAUAA